AUGAUCAGUGUUUGGAAAGACCUGAGGUAUCUCCCAACUGCUGUUCUUGUCUGUAUGCAACGUCUUGCCAAUGGUAUUCUUGUUCCUCCUGGGUAUGCCGUUUUAUCAACAAAGAUCGAAUCUGGUUUCCCGUAUAUGAAGGCAGACGAGUGGCAAUUGUGGUGUCUGAUUUAUUCAUUGGUGGUACUAAAAGAUGCUUUGUCUGAAGACGACUACAAAAACUGGACUCUCUUUCUUCUUGGAGAAUUUGGAAAAGAGUAUGAGACUCUUUAUGGAGAGAGCAGCAUCACGCCAAAUAUGCACUUGCAUAUGCACUUGCAUGAGUCGAUGCUUAACUUUGGUCCGGUAUAUGCAUUCAGGCUGUAUAGCUUCAAGAGAUACAACAGCAAGUUGAAGAACAUCAAGACGAACUGUCGCAAUGGUCUUGAGGUCACCUUCAUGAGAGGCUUCCUGAAGAAAGCAUUCAUUGGUAGCUUUCUUCGAGCAUAUUCUACCAAUCUUUUAUCACCACUGAUAGAGUUUCUUGAGGGGGUUGCCCAAGUAAAAUCAAAUUCUGACAGCUCUUCUCCCUUGAAUUUGGAUACUGGCCACCCUCCUGCUGAGGUCUUGCCCCCAACCACAUUGCCAAUCAAGUUGCAGUCUUUGACUAUGAUGAAAGAUGAUCACUAUCAGUGGUUAUUUGAAUUCUAUGUCAAGGCUUACCGGAGUACAAGUGUUUUCUUCUGUGUGGUAGGGAGAAUCCCAAUUGGUGAGGAUGUAUUUGUGAACAAUCGGAUUCAAAAGGUGAAGAAGAUUUCGUUGCUGGGGCAAGAGUACUGCAGUGGUGAAAAGAAGAAGCGCGGGUCUUUUGUGAGGGUAUUGUUUCUUAAGAGAACAAAUGACAAUGUAUCUGAAUUCUCUGGUCAAAUAGAGUAUUUAUUUACUCAUACCAUCAAGAUCGGUGGAGUCAAAAGAGUGUCAACGUUUGCAUUCAUUAAAUGGUUUCCCACCUACCAUUCAAGUAGUCAUCAGCCAUUAGCUGAUCAAGGUCUGCAGUUGUGGGACAAGGGAUUUAUGGAAGAGGAUGCUUUGUGCAUUGUUUCAGUGCAUUGUUUACAUUUGUGCUUUGCGUUGACUAUGCAUAAAAUGCAGAGUGGGAUGCAAAAGCACCUGGUUAUUCCACUGUCUAGAAAAUUAGUCACAUAA
This is a messenger RNA of Phycomyces blakesleeanus NRRL 1555(-), 1185 nucleotides long. RefSeq lists its product as hypothetical. The transcript has 3 exons. The record is from RefSeq and is a predicted model, not a curated record. Lineage: Eukaryota; Fungi; Mucoromycota; Mucoromycetes; Mucorales; Phycomycetaceae. The coding region runs from base 1 to 1185 and encodes 394 amino acids.